AUUCGCGAUUACAGUAAUCUUGAUAGUACCUGCGAAUCUGCAACAGCGCUGCCUCAGAGGCAACAGUGUGGACUACACUUGCUUGCUGACUAAGCUGCUAUCGUGUGCACCUAUACUGGUCCGCUCGACCUCCUUCAGAUCGUCAUCUCUAGCUAUGGUCGGAAUUUGUAGAACGCGUUUGGCGGAAGAGCGCAAGCAAUGGAGGAAAGAUCAUCCGUUUGGGUUCUAUGCGAAGCCGGUAAAGUCUGCUGAUGGUUCGAUGAACCUCCUAGAGUGGGAGGUCGGCAUUCCUGGCAAAGCAGAGACAGCCUGGGAGGGCGGACUCUACAAACUCACCAUGACUUUUCCCGAGGAUUAUCCCUCCAAACCGCCCAAAUGUAAAUUCACGCCACCCCUAUUUCAUCCCAAUGUAUUCCCUUCUGGCACGGUGUGUCUUUCAAUCCUGGACGAGGAGAAAUCGUGGAAGCCGGCUAUUACCAUCAAACAGAUUCUGCUGGGCAUUCAGGACCUCCUUGACGAUCCUAAUGUGAACGAUCCUGCUCAGAGUGAUGCUUAUGCAAUGUUCAAGAAUGACAAAGUUGCGUAUGAGAGAAGAAUUAGACAACAAGCCAGGGAAAACAUACCGAAAUGAAGUAUUCCCAAUAGCUCCAGCUGUACUUCGUUAUGAUAGGGGUUGACUCCUUCAAUUAUGAUCAACUAUACAAUGCAUACCAUGUCCAGGGAUCGAUGAUAGCUACUCAGACCAUCAACUUUUCAAUGGCCACUUUGAUGUUGCGA
Messenger RNA from Pisolithus orientalis, 777 nucleotides. Its product is annotated as ubiquitin-conjugating enzyme/RWD-like protein. The record is from RefSeq and is a predicted model, not a curated record. Gene Ontology annotation, molecular function: SUMO conjugating enzyme activity. Bases 155 to 631 code for a protein of 158 amino acids. Gene Ontology annotation, cellular component: nucleus. Lineage: Eukaryota; Fungi; Basidiomycota; Agaricomycetes; Boletales; Pisolithaceae. Gene Ontology annotation, biological process: protein sumoylation. The transcript has 8 exons.